Molecule: messenger RNA, 3286 nt
Organism: Hemiscyllium ocellatum (epaulette shark)
Lineage: Eukaryota; Metazoa; Chordata; Chondrichthyes; Orectolobiformes; Hemiscylliidae
Gene: endouc
Product: endonuclease, polyU-specific C
Exons: 7
Coding region: 68-943 (291 amino acids)
Molecular function (GO): RNA endonuclease activity
Source: RefSeq, a predicted model, not a curated record
GUCGCAGUGAGCGAUCCCGAGCUGCGGAGAUACUUUGUAUCAGAGGCGGCACAGCCCGGGCAGGAUCAUGGCAUCAGGAAUGGCAAUGAACCAGGAGCUUUCCAGCAUCCUGAAUGAGCUAUGGAAAGCAGAUGAAAACCGACUGGUGCCUGGAAAAGACUAUCAGAUUUCUGUACAGGGUAAAGCAGGGUAUGUCCCUGCAGGAAGUAACAAUGCAAAGGACAAUGCCCGUAGGCCACUGUUCUCCUAUGUAAAUGAAGAACGUUUGCACUCAAUUAAAACCUUUGCUGCCUUCAUUUCCCUCUUGGACAACUAUGAAAUGUCCACUGGAAUUGCUGAGGUGGUAACCCCAGAAGAAAGGGCUGAAAACAAUCGCUUUCUGGAUGCAGUUCUUGAAACAAAAGUCAUGCAGUUAACUCAUCAAUACCUUGCCAGUAAAAAUCUCACAUCAGCUGAUCCUCAACAGUUCAAGCAACAUCUUUAUGACAUCUGGUUUCAACUGUAUUCCAGAGGAGGGAAUCGAGGACGAGAUUCUUCAGGGUUUGAGCAUGUGUUUGUGGGAGAGACCAAACGAGGGAGCGAGAUCAUGGGCCUACACAACUGGGUCCAAUUCUACCUGCAGGAGAAGCGCAAUCACAUUGAUUAUAAAGGCUUUGUGGCCAGGAAGGACAAGAAUAAGCCUGAUGAAGAUGAUCACGUCUUGAACCUGCAGUUCAGCUGGAAGACAAUGGUGAAACCUGUGGGUAGUUCCUUUAUUGGAGUGAGCCCUGAGUUUGAGGUCGCUGUUUACACCAUCUGCUUCCUCCUGUCACAGGCCAAAGUCUCGAGGGAACUGGUAAUGGUGGACGAAUACCAUUUGCAAAUUGUGGUGUAUCGUCAUGGGAAGUACAUUGGAAGUUCCUACCCGGUGCUGCUCAGCAACAACAAUAUACCCCUGGACUGAACCUGUGGCAGUCUCAGGAAUCCUCAGUGUCGUCUACAGUUUGCUCAAAUGUCUGCAGAAUUAACAUCCGUCCAACAAGCAGACUAUAGUCGAUGCUCAGAGUAUUUUUUUUCUGGUUAGAUCUUCUCAAAGUCGUUGCAACAUUGUAUUGUAUAAAAUGCACAUUUUGCAAUGUCUUCUUGUUCAGAAUCCUCAAUUAAUGCACUCCCAUAUGAACUCAGUGGAUUUGAUGCUGUGCUAAAGGAGACCGUUUCUGUGUUAAAAUUCGGGUGACUUUUUAAAAAAAUUCAGUUUAACGUUCAGCACAGAAUUCAUUUCAGAAACUGUCCCCAUAAAUCAACACAUUUCACACAAAAUCUCUACGUGUUGGCGUUGGCUUUUUAAAUUUAAUAUGUUGUUGCAGGAUUUUAGUUUGACAGUUUUUGUUCUGAUAAUGCUGCAGUCCUCAAAUAUCCAAACUGUCUAAAACAGUAAAAUCGUUGUGACCUCCUAAUAAAGUGUCACCUACCUGCCUUGUUAAUUAAAUCCUACUGUAACAAGCCAUCACAUUUAAUAUCUCUUAGAAAACCAACCAAUCUCUCCAUGACCAGUGGGAUCAGAAAUAUUUGUUUCAUUUGAAGUGAAAUUGGUGCAUUUUAACCCUCAAUGCACCACAUGACCUAACAGCUGCACAUUUUCACAUCAAUCUGAUGUAAAAUUCCUGCGUGAUUUUAAACAGGGAGGAAAACGUUGUUCACUUUUCAUUCCAUCAUUGAAGCUUCAUCCAUUUAAGAAAACCUACAGCCAGCAGUUUCUUUUUUCUGUUAUGGAUGAGCAUUUGUUUCAUAGCUUGAAAUUCUGUAUCUGCUUUGAUGACAAUUAGUCAGUGAUUUAAGGGUUAGCCCUGCGUUAUACUCAUGUGUUUCUCUGCUUCAUAGCUUGUAUUAGUGGAACUAUAUCAGCUUGUUAGAUUGAACUUUUUAUUAAACAAAAAUUGUUUGAAUUGUUAUAGUUUUUAAAAUGCACAAUUUAUUGAUAUUUCAAUUUGCUUUUUAAAAUAACUUGCAUUUUAUUAAUGUUUUCAGUUUCCAGGUAAAAUAUUUUCAAUUAAACUUUGAUUUGGCUUUUUCUCGGUCUCUGAAGUACCAAAAUUGUGGAAGAAACUUGUUUCUCGCGGAGCUGUUUCCAAGAAAUGAAAUUGGAGGGGGUUUAGGUGAGAACAGCUCAAAGACCCCUUUGUGUUUAAACAUGGCGAGGGUUUGACUGUCACAGGUUUCAGUAACUAAUGACUUCCAAUGCCAACUUUCCUAGGAUUACUGAGGUUUGAAUCAAUCUAUGAAGUUUAAUUUUAGAUGGGUUGAUGAAGACAAGAAACCCAUGCUUAAAGAUGUUCGGAGUUUACCCGAAACUGGGUUUACCUUUCUCCGGCCCAAAACUUAUUGGGAUUUUGAAAGAUCAUGAGCAAUUUAAUUCUACAGAAACCACAUUGCUUCAGCUGCAAUCCCAGGCCUCACUGAUCUUUACUCCUGACCUGAAUUGCAUCCAGACAUUUCAAAGUUCGUCUAAACCUGUCUCAAAACUGCUCUCACUUUUUACACUUCUGAAUUUUCAAUUUUUAUCAAAACGUGUUUUGCAGUUUUCAUAAUUCAUAACAUGGUCAUUAUGGAAACUCUACUUCUGUAAAGGUUCAGUCUUUGUUUUUCCAAAGGAGCUGAUUUUAUGACAACUUGCACGUUUAUCCCAACCAAAUCCUUAACCCACCUGCUGUGUUUUGCAGCUUAUUCUGUUUGUAGACCAGCAUUAAUCUGGUACUCAAUCCUUUAUCCAAAAUCCUUGGGGCCAGUUGCUUUUCAGGAUUCCGAAUUUUUCUGAUUUCAGAAUAAAUGGCAUUUUCACGGUGAAGUUAAAAACAAAUUACCGAAGAGCAGAUGCAUGUGUGAAUAGUGCGAACGCUGAGACAGAAUUAAUGCCUGCCAGUGCUGGGGCCAGGAUGGCGCAUCCCAUCUGAGUGUUGUGGUUCGAGUGGGUGUGGUGUUGGGUCACACCAAAAUGACACUCCACAAUCCACAGAAAAGUUUCAGAUUUCAGAAUUUCGGAUAAAGGAUUGUGUACCUGUACUGAAAAGAGCUACAUGUUGGUAAAUACAGUUUGCUGAUUUGAAAUUUCUAUUUCCUCCCCCUCCAAGUGGAAACAAUAUUGGAGUUAUUGCUGCUUGUUAACACUCUGCCUUAAUUUCUCAAAGUUCAGCAGAACCUUGGAAUACGUAUUUGACCAAAGUUUAAUCUUUGGACAUGGUUAUAGUUCAGUUCCUGCAACGCAUGUUCAUCUUUUUAAUAAUUUUGAAAUAAAGUUCAUUAUAAAGAA